Grus americana (Whooping crane) is the source of this 4062-nucleotide messenger RNA. RefSeq names its product interleukin 4 receptor (gene IL4R). Gene Ontology annotation, molecular function: protein binding; cytokine receptor activity. Gene Ontology annotation, biological process: production of molecular mediator involved in inflammatory response; cytokine-mediated signaling pathway. The record is from RefSeq and is a predicted model, not a curated record. The transcript is spliced from 10 exons. Gene Ontology annotation, cellular component: external side of plasma membrane; membrane. Lineage: Eukaryota; Metazoa; Chordata; Aves; Gruiformes; Gruidae. The coding region runs from base 181 to 3561 and encodes 1126 amino acids.
GGCCGCGGUGCCGCCGGCGGGGAAGCGCUCUGCGGCGGGGCGGAGGAUCCAGGACCCGCAGAGACCGCCUCGUCCCGGACCGGACCGCAAACCCGGGCGCAGGAGCCCGCCGCGCCGCUCCGACCGGGAGCCGGACCAGAAUUUCAGCACAGCUUGUCCUACUGAACCUGGCCAGUGUCAAUGAUGGCAAGACUCUCAAGUGCUGCACCGCAUACCUUGUGGAUCCUUUUCUUUUCAUACACAGCAAAUGAAGUUAUGGCUGCAGGACAUGUACAGGAAUUUGCAUGCUUUACUGACUAUGACAAAGAGCUGGUUUGUCACUGGAAGGUGCCCGCACAAACCAAUUGCUCCAAAGAAUUCUUGCUCCGCUACAGCAUGGAACCUUUACAUUUUGCAACUGAUGUGUGCUUCCCCGAGAAUGGAAAAGACAAUUUAAAGUGCACUUGCACAAUACAUGCAGAUUAUUUUGUAUCAGGCCUCACCUAUCUUCUGUCUCUACAGUUCAAUGGGACUGAUACAUGGAAUUGCAGUGUUACACCAGCCCUGGUUGUUAAGCCAAGGGCCCCCAAAAAUCUUGCCAUUGAGAAAGUUGAAAAUGGUAAUUUCAAUCUGAGCUGGGAGGAGAGCUACUCUCCUCCAUCCAUGCUCUCUGGACAGCGGGUCAUCUAUGAAGUGAAAUACUGGAGGAAGCAGCACCCAACAGAGGUUUCUGUAAAAACAAUUAAUUACCAGGCAAAAAGCUUUGAAAUUACUGCAAGCUCCUUGAGGAGAGGAUAUGAUUACGUUGCAAGCGUAAGGUGUAACUAUACAGACUACCCAGCCUACUGGAGUGAAUGGAGUGAAGGAGUUGAAUUUCACUAUGAUUUCCAAGUAACAGCUGAAGACAUUCUGCAGAUGGCUGUUCCCGUAUCCUGCAUACUGAUCAUGGCAGUGUCUGUUAUUUGUUACUUCUGUUUUACCAAGGUGAAGAAAGAAUGGUGGGAUCAAAUCCCAAAUCCAGCAAAGAGCCAUCUGGUUGUAAAAAAUGUCAAGUUUUCAGUUUUGUGCUACAUUGAUGAAAUUAAGUUCCCUUUCCAUGACUUAAAGCAGAGUCAUAUGGAAAAACAAAUAAGUUGCAAGAACUGUCUGGCUCAAAGUUUGUCAAGCCAAAACUUCAAGGGAAAAGAUAACAUCAGAAAUGUUGAGAAAUGUUGCCACAGCAAGUCUGGAGAGUGGUUUCCAAAAGGCAGCAGCGGAGUUUUAACCCCUGAGACAAUUGUGGUUGAAGAGUCUAUAGAAAUCUGUGAAUGUUUAACGGACAUUGAGGCUGAGAACCAGGAAGAGACUAGUGACCAGAUCACCAUGUUUGAGCCUUGUGAGAGCAGUGUCAGGGCUUUCAGAGAGCACACUGAACACAAUGAUGCGCUAGCUAGCAUGUUUAUUGAGCUCCUGGCAGAUGAAAACAACAUGCAAGACAAUAAAGACCCAGACAUCAUCACAGGUGAGAAUAAAACCUUUGAGAAACUUGAGUCAGAAAAUCCAUCACAGCAAAAUCCAAAAGAAAGCACAGCCCAGAGUCAGCAGCCAUGUGGUAUUUCUCAUACAGUCUCCCUUUUCACCAAAGCCUCUCAAGAUGACUACAACUGUAGUACAGCAAGCAAGAAGUCAGAACAAUCAGAAGAGUCCUUUGAGUCUGGCUAUCGGAGCUCCAGCAUAAAUUCUGCUUCUCUGGAUGCAAGAGAUCUUCAAGAUACAGUUCAUCAAAGCCUUUUUCCAUGGAGUUCUGAAAGUCAGUGUGACUCAUGCAUCCUGAUCCAGGAAUCUCCAAGUAAACCAUCCUUUGGGACCAAAAAAGACAGAAUAAGCAACCCUGCACAGAAGAGUUUUGAUACCCUUGUGUCUCCAUCCGUGGGGCUGUGUAGCUCUGCAUAUAAGAGCUUUGACACCCUUAUCUCUCCAUCUGUGGAACCCUGUGGUUCUGCAUACAAGAGCUUUGACACCCUUAUGUCUCCAUCCACGGAGCCCUGUGGUUCUGCAUACAAGAGUUUUGAAACCCUUAUGUCUCCAUCCACGGAGCCCUGUGGUUCUGCAUACAAGAGCUUUGAUAUUCUUGUGUCUGCAUUCAAAGAGCCAAGUAGCUCUGCGUACAAGAGCUUUGACACCCUUAUGUCUCCAUCCACGGAGCCCUGUGGUUCUGCAUACAAGAGCUUUGACACCCUUAUGUCUCCAUCCAUGGAGCCCUGUGGUUCUGCAUACAAGAGCUUUGAUAUUCUUGUGUCUGCAUUCAAAGAGCCAAGUAGCUCUGCGUACAAGAGCUUUGAUACCAUUAUGUCUCAGUCUAUGGCUAACAGUAGCCUGACUCUGUGUUUUGAAAAUGUGUGCUCCUCAUUGCCUUUGAUGCAGUUUUCAGAAACACCGGAACUUAGCUGCAGAGAUCAAAUUUAUCGACCCCCCAGCAACCAGGCAUGUUAUACCAACUACAGGUCUCCCUGCGCUGAGCUUGAUUUUCAGAACACCUGUUCAGAACACACUGAUUUUCCAUCUUUCUCCACACAUGCAAUUGACAGUGCAUCAGCUUUCCUACCAGAGGAAGAAAUACAUAAGCAAGUAACCUACCAAAAUGUUCGAAGGCAAGCCAAUAUAAUUUCUUGCCCCGUUGGACCUCACCCAUCUGGUUAUCAAGCUUUUGAUAAUGCGGUUAAAUGUAAUGGUACAUACUGUGACAAUGACAGUGAGGUUAUCUCUAGGUCGCUACAUGAACCCUUCAUUCGUCUUUUGUACAACAAACUGACAGAAGUGCCUCCAGAUACCAUCAUCUGCGAACCUGACCAGAGGACAGAUGACCCCUUGUGUUUGAUUGUACAGGGUUUUGACUGCAGCAUUGUCCCAGAUUUAGCCUCUAGUGAGAAUGUCACACAGACCAGUGAUGGCGACCUUUGGAUCAUCAACUUUAAUGAGCUGUCUAGUGAUAACAAAGAUGAAAAUAUCAUCAGAGAUGAACAGCUGUUGCGUUUAUUAGAGCUGAACUGUCAAGAUUUUAACAGCAGAGAAAGAACUAUAAAGGGGACAAAACCUAACAGCUUUAACUAUACUGGUGAAGGAAUGUGCAGGAGUAGCAGUAACAGACUAAAUACUGACUUUCGCUGCCAUGCGCACAACCGCUUGAGAAAACUUGGAAAUGCAGGGGAAUAUAAAGAGGUGAUAAAGCACGUGGUAAGCAGGAGGUAUGGCUCAGCAGAGAGCUUACCAGAAGAAUCACUGGACAGCAUUGGGCUGAGCUUAGAAAGAAAAACUGCAGAGCCACUAGAGCUUCUGGUCUCAGACAAGUUGUCUCCUCUUUUUGUGGAUAACCCCUAUCCUUCUGAUUCUCACGCCAUUCACAGCGAGGGUUCUGGACUGGCAGCUGCAGUUAAAAAAAGACCAGUAGAACUAUUGAGGGAAAACAAUAGGAAGAAUGAGGAAAAAAAUGAAACUUCUACAAGUCCUUGCCCAGGAGGACAACUGGUACAUGAAGGUAGCCUAGCCACACUUGCCAAGACUGAACCAAACCAGUCUUUGGAAAUAAACUGUAUGGCAAAUUGAAAUGUUGUUCGUUCUUCCAGUCUUGCCUGAAGUGAGGGCUGCUACAGUUCAGACAUGGAUUCAGUGGGUUGUAACACCCACCAUGCCUGCUGCAGGGCUGGCAACGGUACGUGAUGCAGGCCCCCGGGGGUUAGCACCUAACAAUUGCAGCUACAGCUCUAUCAGGGGCAAAGCCGGAGCUAAAGCUUCUCUGGUCAUGAUAGUUCUCUAAAAGUCAGCAGGAGCUGCAGAAAGUAGGAGUUCUUAGCACAGCUCCUGUGGUUCUUGCCCUGGCUCUGUAUGUUGCUUGGGAAGCGCACAGCGGUGAUGUGGAAGGUGCUGACGCAGCCAGAAGUGGGAUGUAGGUGUGGGUCAAAGGGAAGUGACUGACUUGCACUGACAGCAUCACACAAUCUAUUUAUUGGGGGGUAGGUCCUAUGUGCCUAGCCCCAGCACGGGGUAUGUGUUUCUAUACUUGCUCAAUCAAGACUUGAAAUAAAGAUUACUGUCAUUUGAACUUUA